Messenger RNA from Biomphalaria glabrata, 5666 nucleotides. RefSeq names its product heat shock 70 kDa protein 13-like. Gene Ontology annotation, biological process: protein refolding; vesicle-mediated transport; cellular response to unfolded protein. The record is from RefSeq and is a predicted model, not a curated record. Gene Ontology annotation, molecular function: misfolded protein binding; ATP-dependent protein folding chaperone; heat shock protein binding. Bases 196 to 1491 code for a protein of 431 amino acids. The transcript is spliced from 7 exons. NCBI's taxonomy places the organism in Eukaryota, Metazoa, Mollusca, Gastropoda, Planorbidae. Gene Ontology annotation, cellular component: nucleus; cytoplasm; plasma membrane.
GUUGUCUACAGUCUAGAUGUAGAUCUAGAUUAAUAAAUUAUAGAAUAAUAGAUAGAUCUAUUUAGAUCUAGGUCUAUAGGAGUCUGGAGUGACUAGCGUCUAGAGAAAAAAAGCAUUAUAUAUCUAGUUUACAUAGACUAGAUUUUAUAAAUAGUCUAGAUCAAAACUGAAGAUCUGGAUAAAAUCAUUUUAUAAAUGAGUUCGACGUUCAUAAUUUUAGGUACAGCAAUUUUGGCUGUUCUUCUGGCAGGAUAUUUUGCUCAGAUAUAUCUACCUCCACCAAAACCUAAAAUAGUCGGAAUAGAUCUAGGUACAACCUACUCAUGUAUAGGAAUGUAUCAUGCAGUGUCUGGCAAUGUGACUGUCUUAGUCACUCAAGAUGGACAUAAGUGUAUACCUAGUGUAGUAGCAAUAGUAGAUAAUGAAAUUUUAGUUGGCUACAGAGCUGUUGCGCAGGCAGAACAUAAUCCAUCCAAUACUUUAUAUGAUGCUAAGCGAUUUAUCGGAAAAACCUUUACAAAAGAACAACUUGCAGAAGCACAGAAACAAUAUCCAUUCAAAUUGAAAGCAGACCCAUCUGGUAUGGUUAGUUUUGCUGUUGUUGUGAAUGGUUCAGAAAGGCUAAUAACACCAGAAGAUGUUGGUGCCUACAUUAUUAAAGAGCUUAAAAUGGCAGCAGAAAAAAACCUUUCUGCUCCAGUUAAGAUGGUGGUCAUGUCUGCUCCUGCAGAGUUUGAUGAUUUGCAACGAAACUUUACAACUAAAGCUGGGGCUCUAGCAGGUGUUAAUGUCUUACGUGUGAUAAAUGAACCAACAGCAGCUGCCUUAGCCUAUGGGUUACAUAAAAAAUCUAACCUUCACAACGUCCUUGUUGUAGACUUGGGAGGUGGUACUCUUGAUGUGUCAUUACUUAAUGUUCAAGGAGGAAUGUUUCUCACACAGGGCAUGGCAGGCAACAAUCGCUUAGGUGGUCAAGACUUCAAUCAGAGAUUAAUGGAUUAUCUACGGUCUCUUAUCCAGUCCAGGUUCAAUCAAAUAUUGGAUGAUAAAGAAGACAUCCAGUCUUUACGGUUGCAUGUUGAAGAAAUCAAACUGAAUCUCACAUAUCACCCUCAGGUUGUCCUCUCUCUACCUCUUCAUUCUCUAGGAGGUCAACUGUUUACAGAAGUGGUGACUAGAGAACUCUUUGAAAAAUUAAAUUUUGAUUUGUUCCUCAAAGUUCUGGAGCCUAUAGACAAAGUAUUAGAAGCAACAGAGACGAGGAAAGAUGAGGUGGAUGAAAUAGUUUUAGUCGGAGGCUCCACCAGAAUUCCAAAAGUGAUUUCCUUAAUCAGCGAGCAUAUGAAUAAAAUUCCCAACACAUCCAUUGACCCAGAGCUUGCAGUAGUGACUGGUGUUAGCAUUCAGGCUGGUAUACUAGGAGGAAUGUGGCCAUUGACUGUAAGUGCAGUUGAGCUGCCAACCAGAGUCAACAAAAUUCAUGUUCAUUAAAGGAAAACAAACUGCUGUUGAAAAUGUUUUCACUGCUCUCUCUCUCUCUCUCUCUCUCUCUCUCAUUUAGUUGUCUGAUCUAAAUGUUGAGAUGGGUUGUUUUUUUUUUUUUUUUGCCUAUGAUAUUUAUGUUGAAUUAUGAUGUUAUAAUGAGCAUAUGAAGACCAUGUUGUAAUAACCAGGGUUGUCUCUUUUUUUAAACAAUCAAAUUAUUGUAUACUUUGAUAAUACACAAGUAGUCAUUAAUAUUUCUGAUAAUAUUCAAAUAAUCUAACUUUUUGGUCUAGAUAGAUCUUUUAUGAACUACUUACAUCAAAUAAAGGGACUGACUUUUUUUUUUUGUAGAAUAUUUAGAAACAGAGAAUCAAACAAUGAAAUGUUCAUCUAAUUAUAGCUGAAAAAUAUUUCCUUAAAUGUUCAUCUAAUUAUAGCUGAAAAAUAUUUCCUUAAAUGUUCAUCUAAUUAUAGCUGAAAAAUAUUUCCUUAAAUGUUCAUCUAAUUAUAGCUGAAAAAUAUUUCCUUAAAUGUUCAUCUAAUUAUAGCUGAAAAAUAUUUCCUUAAAUGUUCAUCUAAUUAUAGCUGAAAAAUAUUUCCUUAAAUGUUCAUCUAAUUAUAGCUGAAAAAUAUUUCCUUAAAUGUUCAUCUAAUUAUAGCUGAAAAAUAUUUCCUUACUACCUUUUGAACAAAAGUGUUCCAAAAAAAAAAAAUUAUUUUGUUGGUAUUUAUUUUUGUUUUCCUUGUAAUGAAGAUCACAUCAAAACAUUUGUUAUAAAGUCUAAACUUGUUUGGCUUUAAUUUAAGUUGGAGGCAAGUCAGUUAUUGGAGCCUAUGUGUAUAUUGGGUACUAGAGAGAGUUAUGUUUGAAAGAUAUUUAAAUUAAGUCUAGUAGAUUUCUGUGUGUGUGUGUGAGACUGAUUAUGUCUGUGGCAUUUUACGAUCUUUUCCCUUUGCAACUUCUAGGUCUGUACUUUCUUUUACAUGUCAGGAGACAAGGAAACUUGUACCGGGUAAUUAGCUCUCCAGUAACAUUGAUGAUGUCACAGCAGUUGAUGUUUUAGAAAAAUAUUUGUUUAUCUCAAAUGUGAAUGGAAUGGUUUCAAUCAAUAUUAAAUUUUGUUAAGAGGGUAUUCUUGAGAAAAGAGGGUUAGACAAUAUGAAGCAUCUAAAUUGCCAAUAAAAAUGUAACAUUAAACUUAAUACUAUAACUAUCCCUAAAUUUUAGUUCUGCAACUACCCAAUACAAAUACUAAGCAUAAGCAUCACCAAUAAAACAAUACCAGGAUAUUCUUGACAAAUGAAAAGUUUCUGGUAAUUCUCCAUAAUUCCUGUAUUUGUUUUAAUACUUUUGUUUUCUCCAAAUAUUUGUUACAUUCUAGUACUUUUAAUUCUAAAGAUAAAAUUAUUGUUGAUGUAACAAGUGUAAAUAUAUGAAACAGGUGCUGGUCAUUUUGUUUAUUUAUAUUCAUUAGUUUAUGUGUUAUAUUCUCACCUAUUUUGUUCAUUGGGCUGUGAUGGAUACAUGGUGUAAGGAAACUAUUUUGGAUAAAUGAGUUGCAGAAACACAUUACUUAAUCCUCCUGUUAUGUCAGUUCUUUAUUUUUUUCCCAGCUGAAUCUUGAGAGAGGCUGGAGCAUUUAGUUUAAUUUUGAACUUUCUUUGUAGAUGAACUGACUAAAUCAACUUUGAUGUUAAGGCUGAUUAAAAACAAACUUUGAUGUUUAGGCUGACUAAAUGAGCUUGGAUAUUUAUGCUGACUAAAUCAACUUUGAUGUUUAGGCUGACUAAAUGAGCUUGGAUAUUUAUGCUGACUAAAUCAACUUUGAUGUUUAGGCUGACUAAAUGAGCUUGGAUAUUUAUGCUGACUAAAUCAACUUUGAUGUUUAGGCUGACUAAAUGAGCUUGGAUAUUUAUGCUGACUAAAUCAACUUUGAUGUUUAGGCUAAGGAAUGGUGGCAGGUUGAGCAAUACUCUUGCUUAAAGUGUAUCAAUGUUGCAAUUUGUUUUAGACAUUAUCAGAAGUGUUUAUUUUAGUAUCCACAAGUUAAAAUCACUGCAUAGAUUAAAGGUUAAAUGUGUUUGACUAUUAUUAUGAUAAAGAAAAUAUGUGAAUGGAGGCCACAGAGAUUGACUGGUAAAUCAACAUGAAAAAAAAAACUAUUUAUCAUAGAUUUUUAAGUACCAAAUAAAUCUAGUGGUGGCAGAUGUGAUGCUCAACACUCUGGCUGUGAUAUACUUUUUUAAUUUUUGAGUGCUCUUGUUUGAUUGUUAUUUAUGUAUACACAUAACCAGCAAUUCAGCUAAUACAAUCCAUUACCAUUGAUUUGUGUCUGCCAGUGAUUGGUAUUGAACGGUGUUACCCUAAGAUUGAUAUUGAACUGUGUGUCUGCCAGUGUGUCUGUUAUGAUGACUCCUUAGAUUGAUAUUGAACUGUGUGUCUGCCAGUGUGUCUGUUAUGAUGAAUCCUUAGAUUGAUAUUGAACUGUGUGUCUGCCAGUAUGUCUGUUAUGAUGACUCCUUAGAUUGAUAUUGAACUGUGUGUCUGCCAGUGUGUCUGUUAUGAUGACUCCUUAGAUUGAUAUUGAACUGUGUGUCUGCCAGUGUGUCUGUUAUGAUGACUCCUUAGAUUGAUAUUGAACUGUGUGUUUGUCAGUGUGUGUAUUAUGAUGACUCCCUUGAUUGACAUUGAAGUUGGGUAACUGAUCUCUAGUUUUAAGAAACAUUUUUUAGACAAAAGUUUAAUGUAGUUUUUUUUAGUUUUGAUAAAACAGUAAACUAGAGAAUCUUAAAAAUUCUGUUACUUACUUUUAAUUAAAACUAUAAGGACUUCAACACUGGUUCUAUGCAGAUUAGGCAGAUUCAUUUUUUUUUAACUUAAGACUUUUUUUUCCUCCGAAAAGAAAAUGUUUUAUUUAUAGUAACAUUGUUUUCAUUUUCACCUAAUUACUUGAAUUCAAAUUAGUUUUCAAUACUUUAAAUAUGAUUCUAAUCUUCAUGAAUAUAUUUUCUUAACACAAUGUCAUGGUGGAGGCUACCAUCAUAAUCUUGAUUGAACUAAACUGACACAAAUUCUGUGAACUGUUGAAUCCUAUUCACUUUAUUUGUGUGUCUAUCUCAAUGUCACUGUUUAACUAGCUCAAAGCCAUAAAGUCUUUUUCUGGGUUAUCAGCCACCAUCAGUGGGCUUUUUGUUUUUCUUGAGAGGGGGGGGGGGGGGGGUCCCAUUAAUUUUGAUUGGGGUUUCAUUGCAAUUCAUAUUUGUAACAUGGUCUCUGUGUUUUACAUUUUAAACAAAAUUGUCUUUUUUUUUAUUUCUCUUGACAAAAAUGUUUGAAAUAUUUUCAUACUUGUAAUUAUGACAAUUGAUACAAAACUAAUAAGCACACACAUAUUAGAAAAAUGAAUCUCCAAGUGAUAAAACCUUUACUUCAAUUUGUAAUUUAUUACCUUGACAUUCUAUAAUGGGAGUUUCAGUUUUCAUAAUACAGUUGAACUAAGUCCCAAUGUUUGUUGUGGAAGUUUUCAUUGUAGUGAUCCAUCACUUAUAGUGUCUUAUAACAAACACACACACACAAACUUGACAAAAAAAAGAUUUGAGACAAUUAGUUAUAAAAUUGUCUAUCUGCCUAUAUAACUGUCAUCCAUGACUUCUUUUUAUAAAUUAUUGUAUGUAAUGGUAUGUUCAACAAAAGUAUAAAAACAACCACAUUUAUAAUAAACUGUUUUAAUUGGGCAUGUAGUGCACUUAUAAACUUUUGAGUUUCAAAUCAAUAAGCUAAAAUGUUUUCUGAUCAUAACAGCGAACUGUAUGUUGUAUGCUGCAAUGUUAGAGUCUACUAUUUUAACAUUUGAUCACAGGAUAUUUCAUAGUACUUUUGAGCAGGACAAACUGUUACAAUGUAUUGUACAAACUGACCACUGAGGUGCAUAUAUGAGAGCUGUAUGUAUGUGUGUUUGAUGAUUGUGGUUUAUCGGGCACGACAUGGCCUAAAGUGUGCUGAUGUGGUUGAUACCAUUACAUGUCAUAGUUAAUACAUGAAAACUUGUCACUUCAUUCCACUUCAGAAAAUGUCUGAAUUCAGUCCUGGUAGUGAGAUGAUUUCAUUUUAAAUAGUAUAAUGUUUUGAAGGAAAAGAAAUCUGUUGAGCUUUUUGAUUCCAUUAAAACUAGUCAUUAAGA